Zonotrichia albicollis (white-throated sparrow) is the source of this 1562-nucleotide messenger RNA. Lineage: Eukaryota; Metazoa; Chordata; Aves; Passeriformes; Passerellidae. The record is from RefSeq and is a predicted model, not a curated record.
CUGAAAUCCUGCUGGGGAUGUGGGGUGAGUAACGCCUCAAACACCCCCAAUUCCAUAAGAAUUUGUUUGUGUCUGCAGGAUCGUUCCCAGGACCCUCGAUCAGAGCCAGGACCUCGAGCAGCCAUGACACCCCCCAGGACCCAGCCGUGGCUCAUCCCCUCGUGCCCCAAGCUGGACAUGGGCAUCCCCUUCCUGGGCAAGUACCACCGGCCGGUUUCGGGGCGCUCCUGCCAGACCUGCACGCCCAGGAGCUGGGAUGGAUUCUACCCCGAGGAGCUGGCCCCUCUGGGGUUCCGCGACGCCAGCCGCCUGACGGAGGCGGACACGCGGUUCCGGGGCUGGCUGGUCAGGAGGAUCUGUGGCUUCCUGGCAGCCUGGCAGUGGGAAAUUCCAGCAGAGAGCCCCGGGGAGCUCCUGCAGCGGAUCUGCAGCAGCAGGAGGGUGCAGGAUGCUGCCUCCAGCCCGGAGCCUGGACCCCGAGGGGAUGAGGGGUCCCAGCAGAGCUGCAAGGAGGAGAUCUGCCAGAUCCUGGGGGAAAUCCAGGCCCCACUGUCCCCCCUGGUGCUGAGGCUGUGCCACUGGCUGCUCCCCAAGCUCCUGACCCGAGUGUUCCUGAGCGUGCAGCUGCACCGGGCGCAGCUGGAGAUGGUGCUGCGAGCUGCCAGGACGCCCGAGGUGCCGCUGGUGUUCCUGUGCAGCCACCAGUCCCCGCUGGACGGGCCCCUGCUGUCCUUCCUGCUGCUGUCCCAGGGCGUGGGGCUGCCCAGGGUGGCCGUGAGCACCAGGACCAGCCCUCGCCUGAGGUCCCUGCUCCAGCGCCUGGGAGGGAUUUUCCUGCCUUCAGGCUUGGCCCCGACGUGGAGUGAGCGGGAUGAGGGGCUCCCCGGGGCCGUGCUGGACGCGUACGUGCAGGAGGUGCUGCGGAGCCGCCAGCCCCUGGUGCUGUUCCUGGAGGAGCCGUCGGCGUUCGUGCGGCUGGCGGAGCCCGCCCAGCGCUGGCUGCUGCGCCUGCUGCGGGCGCUGCGCGACGGCGCCGUGCCCGACGCGCUGCUGGUGCCCGUGGGCAUCGCCUACGACCUGGCUCCGGGCGGGCUGCAGCAGCGUGCAGCGCCCCCGGAGCCCCUGGGGCUGGGCUCGUGUCUGCGGGCAGCGUUCCAGGCCCUGUGCUGCCGCCACCAUGGCUUUGCCCGCGUGGAUUUCUCUCAGCCCUUCUCCCUACGGGAGUUUGUGGACAACAACCUGGUGGGGCCCAUGCUCAGAGGGAGUCCCCCGGAGCAGCUGCUGCUUCCCACCAUCCUGGGCAGGGGCCUGCUGGAUGUGGGGAGUGUGGGGAAUCCGGGCCCCACUCUGGGGACAGAAGAGGAGAUUUUGGUGACAGCACUGGGGCUGCACGCACUGAGCGAUUCCAGAGCCUGCUCUGCUGUCACGGCCGUGGGAAUCACCGCAGCGCUGCUGCUGCACCGCUACCAGGAGGUGGGAAAGGGGUUCCAUGGAAUCCCCCAUUCCCUGAGAGCAGCCAGCAUUCCCACUGGGAACCACCCUGAGGGCAGCCAGCGUUUGCA